AUGGCGAAAGCCGACCAAGAUAGUAAGAGGCGGUGUAAAAUAUGCUCCGUUUCUUUCAAGACUGAUUCGCAGUUCGCGGAACAUUGUUUGGAUGCAGAUCAUCAGGGCAACCAAUGUUGCGAGCACUGUAUCAGAUGGUUCUGCAGCAUAAAGGCUUUGGCCCAGCAUAAUAAGGCAAAGCAUGCAAGACUACCAGAGGUAGUCCCAGUUCAACAACAAGAGAUAAAGCUCCCAGCCCCUUUGCCUUCACUGGAAUAUCAUUUCAGAGACUUGAGCUACAAAAGAUCGCCGCUACUCGACCUGGCUACUAUUCACAAUCGUCUCAUUCUCCAAUGCCAUUCUCCUGAGCGACUGAAGAAGGAGGGCUACAUAUUGGGUCGGGACGGUUGCAGUAAUGGAGGACUAGCCGCCAUCACGAACGAAACGAGGAUGCCUCCCUAUCCAGACCCGCUGUGGCCCAAAAGAAAAGCCGCCGCUCUAAAUUGCGAAAUGGUAGGGGUCCGAAGCGGUGACAGCGAGAUAAUAUCCAUCCGCAUUAUCGACUUCUCCACUGGCGAAGUUUUGGUAAAUACCCUUGUGAAGCCUAUGGAGCCUAUCAUUCAGUGGCGCACAAAUGUUCAUGGCAUAUGUCCAGCAACCCUCUCAACAGCUGCGUCUCAAGGACGAGUUCUUUAUGGUUGGGAAGCCAUACGACAACAGCUGUUCAAACAUAUCAACACAGAAACAGUAAUAGUUGGGCAGUCUCUUCAGAAAGAUUUAAAAGGUCUACGGGUUUCACAUGCGAAAAUUUUCGAUACUGCUAUUGUCACAGCAGAGGCUGUGUUUGGACCAGAUGCUGAUUUUGGUCGUCGAUGGAGUCUUCAAUCCCUCUGUGCAGAUUUAUUGAAGCUGUGUAUCCGAAAAGGUCCCAAUGCUCACGAUGCAUUGGAAGAGGCUAUGGCGGCGCGAGAGGUUGCGCUCUGGUGUAUAUGCUACCCCGACAGAUUGAAAAGAUGGGCAGAGAGGGCGCGGAAGAAGCACAAUACUGAGAGGGUAAAACAAACACAUCUUGGGAGAAAUGGAAGGAGGAAAAUGUAUUAUCAGCAUAACGGUGGUGAAGGUGAUAUUGAGGUCCCUGAAUGGGCAGUGGUGGAUGUGUGGACAUGGCCAUCAGGUCAUUAA
Molecule: messenger RNA, 1161 nt
Organism: Fusarium tjaetaba
Lineage: Eukaryota; Fungi; Ascomycota; Sordariomycetes; Hypocreales; Nectriaceae
Product: RNA exonuclease 3
Exons: 1
Coding region: 1-1161 (386 amino acids)
Biological process (GO): ribosomal large subunit assembly; rRNA processing
Cellular component (GO): nucleus
Molecular function (GO): nucleic acid binding; exonuclease activity
Source: RefSeq, a predicted model, not a curated record